Molecule: messenger RNA, 843 nt
Organism: Bathycoccus prasinos
Lineage: Eukaryota; Viridiplantae; Chlorophyta; Mamiellophyceae; Mamiellales; Bathycoccaceae
Product: 3,2-trans-enoyl-CoA isomerase, mitochondrial precursor
Exons: 1
Coding region: 1-843 (280 amino acids)
Biological process (GO): fatty acid beta-oxidation
Cellular component (GO): mitochondrion
Molecular function (GO): enoyl-CoA hydratase activity
Source: RefSeq, a predicted model, not a curated record
AUGUCGGGACCAUUAGUACCACCAAAAGUGACCGUCUCUUUCGCGAAAGAAGAAGAAACGAUAGCGAUCGUCUCUCUUCUCUCGGAACCGGCGAACGCGAUGGAUUUACAGUUUUGGACGGAAUUACAUUCCGCGUUAGUGCAUAUCGAAUCCAACCCGAAAACGCGCGUUCUUAUCUUUCUCUCCAAAUUAAAACGAGAUAUUUUCACCGCCGGGAACGAUAUAAAGGAGUUAUACGCUCCAGAGACGACUGCAAAAAGAUACGAGAAGUUUUGGAGAGUACAAACGACUUUUCUCACGAGAUUGUUGGUGUCUCCGUUGGUGACGAUAGCGGGUAUUCGAGGCGCGUGUCCGGCGGGCGGCGCCAUGUUGUCCUUGUGCUGCGAUUAUCGCGUACAAACGACGCACAAAACGAGCUCGUUUGGUCUGAACGAGGUGAUGUUGGGGAUACCGGUGCCGAAAUUUUGGGCGUUGCGGUUCUGCGAGGUGACUUUGAGCAAAGCGUUGGGGGAGAAGUUGUUGUUGCAAGGCGCUUUGGCGAAACCGAGCGAGGCGUUGAGAUACGGGUUGAUCGACGAGGUAUGCGAGGAAGGGAUGUUGGAGAAAAGAGUGAUGGAAAUCGCGGAGAAGAUGAAACGGUUACCGCGAGACGGGUACGCGAAGACGAAAAUUAACUUGAGAGGAGCGUUUGCCGAGGAAUGGUAUCGGUACGGGUGCGAGGAAGAGGCGAAGGACGGGUUUCGAAUGUUGUGCGAACCGACCAUCGUGAAGCAAUUGAAACGCGUUUUAGACGGAUUGAGAGGAGGAGGAGGAGGAGGGCAAAAAGCUUCCUCGAAGUUAUGA